AUGCUGAGGAUCUACCAAGGGUACAGACAAUUUGGCCCAGUGGCAAGUAGGACACCUCAGAACAUCCUGACAAGAAGUAUGAUGUUUCCUGGUUACCAAAUGGCUUUCAUGCUGUGGGGAAUUAUCUUGUGUUUUGCAACAGUGUUUCUCUUGACAAUCAUUCCAAUUUUAACCUUUUACUUCACUGCCAAGUUCAAUGUGUUGGGUACUGUGGUUUUGAAUCUUGCUCAGGUAUUGAGCUUCCCAGCAACAGUGCUAAUUAUGUUUUACCUGCAAGUUUUCAUGACGAAACGAGUUUUACUGCAGGACAAAGUGAAACUCACAGAUGAAAAGCCACCCCUUAAUGUGGACAACAGAAAAUUUUAUGAAAUUGUAAACUACUAUUCGCUGUUCACCAACAUGGCAGUGGGUCUCUUAACCUGUCUGUUCAGAAUUAUUCAAAGUGGCUUCUUUGGAAUAUUUUCAAUUGCACGUUUGGAUAGAAGUGUAUUCCCUCACAGUAUGGAAUCAUGGGAUAAAGGCUAUGCUGCCUACGUCUCCAUGCUGCUAGUGGACAACGCUCACAACAACCCUUGCAUGCGGGUUUUUGCACAUCUCUUGUGGACCAAGACUUUAGCUGGCAGGUUGAAACAGGUUCAAGUACAGGAAGAUUCCAGCGAUGUCCUACUUCUUAUUCCUGAUCAACAGCCAAGAAACAUCCUAGCUAAUGACAUUCCUGCCUCACCUGAUCAGCCUGGCAACCCCUGGAUUUUUGUUGAAGCUAAUGAAGAUCAUAAGUCAAAUCGAGCACGAAUACGCUGGUUCAUCAUCUACACACUUUUCAAGAAUCCACAGUUGUGUCAACUUCGCAAACAACAGAUAUCAAGGAAACAAAGAAGCAGUACAAAUGUUGCAAGCAUCAGUGAUGUUGCACACAAUUCCAGUGAAACUGCAAAUGAAGACUCAGAACUUCUGGAUUGUGACAGUUUAUUUUCUUGUUCCUCCACAGAAGUUCAGGCUGGGAAGGAUAAUGUUCUUAUAGAUGUACUAGAUCAUCAUGCUUCAGACUCAUUGACUUGA
Molecule: messenger RNA, 1059 nt
Organism: Candidula unifasciata
Lineage: Eukaryota; Metazoa; Mollusca; Gastropoda; Stylommatophora; Geomitridae
Source: the annotation of a GenBank genome assembly